GAAGAAGAAGAAGAAGAAGAAGAAAGAAGAAGAAAAAGAAAAACACCGGCCGUGUUCGCGGGAAGGACUGGUUGGUUGCAGGCGAAGACGAGUGCCGGUGGCCAUGGAGAUCUCUGCAAAUUCUCUCUACAUUUUGGCAACCCUUCAUCUCUUCCUCCUCGUUUAUCUUCCGUUCACGGCCGCCGACUCCAAUGCAGAUAAUUCCACCUCGAGAUCUGGAUCCACCUCCUGCAACAACGAGUUCCAAUCGGUUUUAGUGAAGAACUGGGUCGAUGGUGUUGAAGGUGAAAGCCUGGUUGGAUUGAGUGCUAAAUUUGGUGCAAUAUUACCACGUCAGAGACGCGAUGCUCUAAAAUUGCCUGUUGUUUUUGCAAAUCCCCUGAGUUGCUGUUCAAGUUCCUCCUCUAAGCUAUCCAACUCUAUAGUUGUAUCUACGCGUGGAGAUUGUGCCUUCACAACUAAAGCACAAGUUGCACAAUCAGAAGGUGCAUCUGGCUUAGUGGUGAUAAAUGACAAUGAAGAACUUUAUAAAAUGGUGUGUUCUGGCAAUGAUACAUCUCUUAACAUUAUCAUUCCUGUUGUGAUGAUUCCAAAGUCAGAAGGAGACACUAUAAAGAAACCAAUGGAAGCUGGUAGAAAAGUGGAGCUUCUGCUGUAUUCUCCAGAUCGUCCAAUUGUGGACUUAUCAGUGAUCUUCUUAUGGAUGAUGGCUGUUGGGACCAUUCUCUUGGCAUGUUUGUGGCCAGAUAUUGUUGCACGCAAGAAAGAUGAUGAGCACUAUAAUCAAUUGUCUCCUAAGGAWUCUUCCAAUGCUGGGACAGCCAAGGGUGACUCUGAGAAUGAAAGUGUGGAUAUUAAUGCAACAGGUGCCAUAGCUUUUGUGAUAUCAGCAUCCACAUUUCUUGUACUGUUCUACUUUUUCAUGUCAUCAGGAUUCGUAUGGUGUCUGAUUGUACUCUUUUGCAUUGGUGGUGUUGAGGGAAUGCAUAUGGUCAUUGUAAGUCUGGUCCUAAGGAUAUCCGAAAACUGUGGGCAGAAGACUGUAAACCUUCCCCUUCUUGGGAGUGUAUCAUUUCUAUCUCUAGGAGUAUUACCCUUUUGUAUUGCAUUUGCAGUUUUUUGGGCUGUAAAACAGCAGGCAUCAUAUGCCUGGAUUGGUCAAGAUGUUCUUGCUAUCUGUUUGAUGCUUUCAGUUCUGCAAACAGCUCGAUUACCAAAUAUCAAGGUUUCUUCAGUGCUUCUUUGUUGUGCAUUUUUUUAUGACAUAUUUUGGGUCUUCUUGUCUCCACUUAUAUUCCAUGAAAGUGUUAUGAUUGCGGUUGCCCGUGGCAGUCAUAGUGGUGGAGUGGCCAUUCCUCUGCUUUUGAGAAUCCCUCGAUAUUUUGAUCCCUGGGGUGGAUAUAAUAUGGUUGGCUUUGGGGACGUUCUUUUCCCUGGUUUGCUUAUUUCCUUUACUUACAGAUAUGACAAAUCAACUAAGAAGAGUACUCUAAAUGGAUAUUUUCUUUGGGUGAUGAUUGGAUAUGGAACUGGCCUUUUUCUUACAUACCUUGGCUUGUAUCUAAUGGAUGGGCACGGUCAACCGGCCCUUCUAUACCUUGUUCCAUGUACACUAGGGCUUACUGUUGUCUUGGGUMUGUUGAGAGGUGAGCUGAAAUCUCUGUGGAGCUAUGGAACUGAUGAAUCUCCUACCAGUGGACCUUCUUCAACCAGUGGAUCUGCUGGACAAGCCUGAAGCAGGUUUGCUGUUUCUCCAAAGAAAGAUAAUGGCCAAACCCCUUGGAUCUCCUGGGAAUUGCCAACAUAGUAGAUGCUGGGUUAGGGGACGCCCAUUCUCUGUUGCCUAUCCGACAAGAAUCAGAUCCCUUCGUAGAGUUCAUAUUUCAUGGAUGAACUGAAGUAUGUAGUUUCGCUUGAACACCUAGAUAUGGAUGUUAGCUGUUUGUAACUAAUUAAUGUGUUCUGUUCCAGUACCCAAAUGCUAAAUGCAGAAACCACAAAAAGACCAUAGAACAAACUUUUCUCUUUCUUUACCUGUUUUGCAAUGUUUCCUACUUGGCCAAGAACUUCUUAGCUCUUUGAAGAGAGCAAGGCCAAUGCCAUCAUACUUUAAGAUUUGUAUUUCAGACAAGUGGCUAUC
Messenger RNA from Nelumbo nucifera (sacred lotus), 2140 nucleotides. Its product is annotated as signal peptide peptidase-like 2. NCBI's taxonomy places the organism in Eukaryota, Viridiplantae, Streptophyta, Magnoliopsida, Proteales, Nelumbonaceae. The record is from RefSeq and is a predicted model, not a curated record. Gene Ontology annotation, cellular component: lysosomal membrane; Golgi-associated vesicle membrane; lumenal side of endoplasmic reticulum membrane. Gene Ontology annotation, biological process: membrane protein proteolysis. Gene Ontology annotation, molecular function: aspartic endopeptidase activity, intramembrane cleaving.